Messenger RNA from Carlito syrichta (Philippine tarsier), 1107 nucleotides. RefSeq names its product C-C motif chemokine receptor 3 (gene CCR3). The transcript has 2 exons. Bases 4 to 1107 code for a protein of 367 amino acids. Gene Ontology annotation, cellular component: membrane; cytoplasm. Lineage: Eukaryota; Metazoa; Chordata; Mammalia; Primates; Tarsiidae. Gene Ontology annotation, molecular function: C-C chemokine receptor activity. Gene Ontology annotation, biological process: immune response; inflammatory response; G protein-coupled receptor signaling pathway. The record is from RefSeq and is a predicted model, not a curated record.
AGAAUGCUGAUGAGAUCAUAUAAACCAGGGACAAGUGAAAUGGUGACCUCAACAGAUGAGGCUGAGAUCUUUGGGACCACAUCCUUCAACUAUGACACAGGACUGCCGUGUGAAAAACUCAAUAUCAAAGUGCUGGGGACCCAGUUUUUGCCCCCGCUGUAUGCCCUGGUGUUCAUCAUUGGUCUCCUGGGCAAUGUGGUGGUGGUGGUGAUCCUUACAAAAUACAGAAGGCUCCGAAUUAUGACCAACAUCUACCUGCUCAACUUGGCCAUUUCCGACUUGCUCUUCCUCUUCACUCUCCCGUUCUGGAUUCACAGCCUCACGUGGGAUGAGUGGGUUUUUGGUCAUUGCAUGUGUAAGCUCUUGAUGGGGCUUUAUUACCUGGGCUUGUACAGUGAGAUCUUUUUCAUCAUCCUGCUGACCAUUGACAGGUACCUGGCGAUCGUCCACGCUGUGUUUGCCCUUCGAACCCGGACUGUCACUUUUGGUAUCAUAACCAGUGUCAUCACCUGGGGCUUGGCAGGGCUAGCAGCACUUCCUGAAUUUAUCUUCCACGAAGUCCCAGAGGAGUAUGACAGUUCUGAAUGCAAUCCCGCUUACCCAGAGGAUGAACAAGACAGCUGGAAAAAUUUCCACGCCCUGAGAAUGAACAUCUUGGGCCUUGCUCUCCCCCUGCUCAUCAUGGUUGUCUGCUACUCAGGAAUCAUCAAAACGCUGCUGAGAUGCCGUAAUAAAAAAAAGUACAAGGCCAUCAGGCUCAUUUUUGUUAUCAUGGUGGUCUUUUUCAUUUUCUGGACACCCUACAACCUGGUUCUCCUUCUGUCUGCUUUCCAAAUUACGUUCUUUGGGAACAGCUGUGACCGGAGCAAAGAUCUGGACAUGGCCAAGCAGGUUACAGAGGUGAUCGCCUACACACACUGCUGCGUCAACCCAGUGAUCUAUGCCUUCGUGGGUGAAAGGUUCCAGAAGCACCUGCGCCACUUUUUCCAAAAACAUGUGGCCAUGCACCUGAGCAGAUACAUCCCAUUUCUUCCUGGUGAGAAACUGGAAAGAGCCAGCUCUAUCUCGCCAUCCACAGGGGAGCCAGAACUGUCUGUUGUGUUUUAG